Molecule: messenger RNA, 1041 nt
Organism: Acanthosepion pharaonis
Lineage: Eukaryota; Metazoa; Mollusca; Cephalopoda; Sepiida; Sepiidae
Source: the annotation of a GenBank genome assembly
AUGAUUUUAAACUCUGUCAAAUUUACCUUUCUUUCUCUCUCCCUUUCUCCUCUUUCUCUCUCCCUUUCUCCUCUUUCUCUCUCCCUUUCUCCUCUUUCUCUCUCCCUUUCUCCUCUUUCUCUCUCCCUUUUUCUCUCUCCUCUUCCCCUUUCUCCUUUCUUUCUUUCUCUCCCUUUCUCCUCUUUCUCUCUCCCUUUCUCCUCUUUCCUCUUUCUCCCUUUCUUCUCCUCUUUCCUUCUCCUUUCUCCUUUCUCCUUUCUCCUCUCCCUUCUCUCCUCCUUUCUCCUCUUUCCUCUCCCUUUCUCCUCUUUCCCUCUCCCUUUCUCCUCCCUUUCCCUCUUUCCUCUUCUCCUCUUCUCCUUUCUCUCCCUCCCUUUCUCCUCUUUCUCUCUUCUUCCAAAAGUUCUCAAUGCCUACUUGAGAUGCAGAAAUCCAAGAGAACCUUUUGUUAAGGAUUACAACUCUGCCCUUUCAGCUAUUGUACAAGCAAAUACAACCCUGACCAAUGCUUUGCAUUUGGCUUCUGCCUACAACAUGGGCAGUAAGCUGAGGAAUUUGGCUCGGACGAUGCGUGCUGAGGUUAAUGCAGCCGUCUCCAAUGUAUCACUCCUUAAUCAAAUAUCUGGUUGCCGUUUUAUCCAUGACAAUUAUGUUGAGGCUCUUGAUGGUCUCUGUCGACAAAGUCUUAUUGGGGUGGCCUUCAUUGCGCUGAUGUGUAGUAUCAUUGGCCUGGCAUUGACUAUUAACAUCUGCCUUGCUACAAGAGCUUCAAUUCUUUUUGCAAAGAGGCUGGUGUACUACCCAGUGGAUGAUACGGACCCAUUCCUUCCGCGGCCCCCUCCUUACAGCUACGGCACCCUCCCUACGGCACCAGCAGACCCAUUCCAGGUGGAUGUGCGAAGAAGUUACCUAAGCGAGAGUGCUGCAGGUAGUGAGGAUACAAUUCCACGGCGGGUAGGGCAAUAUUCAGACUCACCUCCCCCUGCUUACGCUGACUGGUUCCACCGUGAACGUAUGUCCGCGUCAAAUAAGGUUGGAUAA